GAAGCUCUUGGUUUCGCCUUGGCAGAAAGAGUAUUGCCUUUACAGAGUGCACUCAACUUUCACCUCUGUGGCUGGACAGCCCUGAUGGCCGCGUUACCAUGAGCUUGCCCCUGAACCCCAAGCCCUUCCUGAACGGGCUGACCGGGAAGCCAGUGAUGGUGAAGCUGAAGUGGGGGAUGGAGUACAAGGGCUACCUGGUGUCUGUCGACAGCUACAUGAACAUGGAGCUUGCAAACACAGAAGAAUACAUCGAUGGUGCAUUGUCAGGACACCUUGGUGAAGUUCUGAUAAGGUGUAACAAUGUCCUGUACAGCAGAGGAGUAGAAGAAGAAGAAGAAGAUGGGGAAAUGAGAGAAUAA
Messenger RNA from Mauremys reevesii (Reeves's turtle), 359 nucleotides. RefSeq names its product small nuclear ribonucleoprotein F-like. Gene Ontology annotation, cellular component: catalytic step 2 spliceosome; U1 snRNP. The record is from RefSeq and is a predicted model, not a curated record. Bases 99 to 359 code for a protein of 86 amino acids. Gene Ontology annotation, biological process: mRNA splicing, via spliceosome; spliceosomal snRNP assembly. Gene Ontology annotation, molecular function: RNA binding. The transcript has 2 exons. NCBI's taxonomy places the organism in Eukaryota, Metazoa, Chordata, Testudines, Geoemydidae.